AAAGACGUCCAUUGUUCCCUUCUGAGAAUAUAAUAGAACAAUUUGUGGCAUGAACCAUACGCCUUUAUUUUGUGCCAGCUUUUCAUGAAUGUUAAGAUGGCGAACGUGUGGAAAUUUUGUUGUGAAGUUGUUUUAAUACUUGUGGUUGCUAAAGAAACUUUGGGUGGUUGCACACAAGAUGGAUUGUCUUAUAAAUGCGAAAGUGAAGUUGAUGGAAAAACUACAAGUGUUGGUGUAACAUUGGUAAAUUGCAAGCCACCAAAAAUUAAAAUUGAACUGACCAUUGAAGCGAUAGAACUUAGUUAUGAAAAAGAAUUUGACUCUUCAACAGAUAUUCCAAUCCCCGGAGCAUCACUUGGUGGACUGGCUGGUUUGUACAUUAAUGUUCAGUUGAAAGAUGACUCUAACGAUAACAUACACAUAAAGAUCAACCUACGAGUAAAGACCCUCAUUUCCACAGCAACAAUACCAGUUAUGGACGAACGUGUUGCACACAAUGAUUGCAACGAAUUCCUUGUGUGGUGGUAUUCACAAAAAAAACCGAUAAGAAUUGUUAUCAUAGUUGGAGCAAUCGCACUGGUGAUUGCAUUAAUCUCGUGUUGCUGUCGUUGUUGUCGUCGUCGUCAACGAUCACAAUUUGUCAUGGCACCAGCGAUGUCACCAGCCAACAUCAUGGUUGUAAAUACUUCCAAUAAUAUGCAAAUGACAGCGCCACCGCCAUAUACCUCAAGCUCUAAGCUUCCCUAUUCCAAAUUACAAGAAUACAAUUGACGAAGCUUUACUCCAAAUCACGUUGUAUGAAGUCCGGAUCAUAUAACUGUAGAUACAAAUUGUACGAAGUUGUUCCUAUUUGUUAUUUAAUGAGUGUUUAGAAAGUUAAAAAGUGUACGCUAAACGUGGAUGCUCAGGAAAGGUUGAAUUUUAACAAAUUUUUACCUGGGAACAUUGAUUUUUUGAAAAAUAUGAAGAAAUUAUUUUGACAUGUAUAAACCAGGAGCGUCGAGUGAUUUCAACCUUGUUCCCAUGUCAGAACUUGACAAUACCUGUAUACUACUAUUUUUUAUUUAACAUUUUAUCGCAGGAAGGAGGAAAGUGGUGUAAAAUCCGAACUCUGGAAAGUCUGGGUACAAUUUCUGAUUUGUGAGUCAUCCCUGUGUGCCCGUAUUUUAUUGCAUCGGUAAUGUUAUCAUUAUUGACCGUUAGUGGGGCUUUAUGAGGGUCCAGAGUCAUAGAAGAGAGAAAAAUAAAACACAUUGCUUAUUCAUAUAUUAGGAUCAGAAGAUUUCAGGGGACGCGGCAGCAAGAUGGCGCAUGUUUUUCAUAAAUUUUUAUAAUACUUUUAUAUGGAGUACUUGUUAUGUAGCUAACGAUUAGAAAUUAGUUUUAAAUAAAAAACACAUUUAACUUUUUUUUUUCAAUUCCUUUCUUG
Molecule: messenger RNA, 1429 nt
Organism: Hydractinia symbiolongicarpus
Lineage: Eukaryota; Metazoa; Cnidaria; Hydrozoa; Anthoathecata; Hydractiniidae
Exons: 4
Coding region: 85-771 (228 amino acids)
Source: RefSeq, a predicted model, not a curated record